Molecule: messenger RNA, 1263 nt
Organism: Monodelphis domestica (gray short-tailed opossum)
Lineage: Eukaryota; Metazoa; Chordata; Mammalia; Didelphimorphia; Didelphidae
Product: mas-related G protein-coupled receptor member X4-like
Biological process (GO): G protein-coupled receptor signaling pathway
Cellular component (GO): plasma membrane
Molecular function (GO): G protein-coupled receptor activity
Source: RefSeq, a predicted model, not a curated record
AUGGCUGAGUCCCCCACAGAUGAGCAGCUGGAAUCUGUUCUUGAUGCCACAGUGCCGAGGAGUAUAAAUUUCAGUUCAUAUCCUCUGGCUGAGGCAUAUCGAAAAUUUGUCUUAGACUACAGGAUAACAAUCCCCUCUCUGGUCAUUGCCCUGGUCGGGCUGGUGGGGAACAGCAUCGUCCUGUGGCUGCUGGGCUUCCGCACCCGGAGGAGCCCCUUCUCUGUCUACAUCCUCAACCUGGCCGCGGCCGAUGCCCUCUUCCUUGGCAACUACUUUGGGAUAUGCAUGUGGGCAAUUGUUGGAGAUUUCGAUGCUGCUGUGCUGGAGCUGCUAUUGGUCUGCAUCCUAUACAUACCCUACUAUGUGGGUCUGAGCCUGCUGGCUGCGAUCAGCACCGAGCGCUGUCUCUCUGUGCUCUUCCCCCUCUGGUACAGAUGUCACCGGCCCAAGCACACGUCUGUGGCUGUGUGCGCCAUUCUGUGGGCUCUGCAGGGCCUGUUCUGGGGAGCACCUGUGGCUCUUUAUUCCUUUGAUAAUGACCACGUCUUCGAUUAUCUCUACGUCCUUCUGUACUUUGUCAGGUUCUGCUGGUUCUCCCUCCUCACCCCUGUGCUGGGCGUGUCCAGCCUGACGCUUGUGCUGAGGGUCCAGUGCAGCUCCCAGCGCAGGCGCCCUCCCAGGCUCUACCUCCUGGUGCUGCUCACAGUCCUCGUGUUCCUGCUCUGCGGCCUGCCCUGGGGGAUUGCUGAUGCAGUUCAGCUUUUUAGCGGCUCCUCUUUAAUGCCUUAUUGGCUCUCGAGGCUCCUGGCCUGUGUGAACAGCAGCGCAAACCCUUUCAUUUACUUCUUCUUGGGCAGCCAGUGGCGUAGAAGAGGGAGGGAGCCGCUCAGGGUGGUCCUGCAGAGGGCCCUGGGGGAGGAGCAGAAAAAGGACUCAGAGCCCAGAAAGGUCUCAAAAGAUAUUAAGGGCAUUGAGAAUGUCUCAGAAAUGAGUUGCUCCUUUCGAAAUUCACUAUGCUCUAGCAACUGUCUGUUUAAGACUGAGAUUUCCCAAGUUACCAAUCGCCCCUGCAACGACAUUAAGAGUCGAGCAGGGUUUAGAGGAGUGACCCACCUCGAGCAGAGGAAGAUUUACCGUUCUUGGCCAAGAGAACUGGAAAACUCCCUCACACUGCCGCCACCACCAGCCUUCCUUUUGUGCCCUCACGUGAAUGGACGCGUCCUCUCACCAGCUGUGCGAAAUAAAAGGGUUGAAUGCCACUAG